GCCUCCGUGGCCUCUGCAGCAUGGACAGGCCACAGUCUCAGCAAGUUCGGACUUCCAGUACCCUGAGGCGCCCUUCUUCACUGAAUAGGAUGGUAGCACCUGACCUCACAGAACCGCGGCUGUGGGAUCCUCGUGUUCACUACCCUUCACGCAUGAAAGAUAAGGCCACUCAGACACCCAGCUGUUGGGCAGAAGAGGGACCAGAAGAGAGGUCCCGUCAGUGUUCUGUGUCAUGGGCGAGUGCUGGUCAACUCACAGAGAUGGCCAGACCGAGGCAGCGGCCACAGGUCGGUCAACAGAGCAGAGGAGACAGCCAGGAGGAGAAAGAUCGACAGUCGCAUCUCCGUGGCAUCAGUCACACUCAGCCCACUGGAUCCCGGUCAGUCCCUAUGCCACUGUCCAGCUUAUCAGCGCCCUGCAGUGUGGAAAGAGUAAGCCCUGAGUUGGAAAACAUAUUCACUAAAGAAAAUAUCGGGGCGGAGGAAGUGUUUGAGCCUUUGGACAUACCAGAUGGCCGGAGAGCCCCGCCACCUGCAUGGUCCGGGAGCAGCAGCCCUCAGAGCACCGGCACUCAGAGUCCUGAGCAGGAGCCCGGCAGCGGCCAUUCGCCUCGUGUGGCCCCGCUUGGUCCUCUGGGGUCCCAAGGUGAGAGCCCUCGCUCAACAGGAGAUUUGGUGCAUGACCGUGAUAAUGUCAGUGGGGGUAGCUCAGCAUUACCCCAGGAUGUUUCAUCCCCCAAAGCAAGCAACAAAUUCCGAAGGGAGCCUCCGGAGGGAUGCCAGCCAGUGAAGGCCUUGAAGAAAGCGGCAUCUCAUCAGCCUGGCUCGGGCCCUGUCUUCUCCUGUCCCGACAAAAGCAAGGUUAAUUUCUUCCCUACCGGAUCAGUCUUCUGUCCUGUGAAGCGUCUAGGCCCUCCCCCGCCUGCCUCUGACCCCAUGCUGGAGAACUCUCCUAAUUCAGGCCAGGAUUCAGCUCUGGUGAGUGGGCUUUCACCCCCAGACCCCCUCACAUCUCCAUCUGGUGACAUCAGCGCAGCGGGCCCCACAGGAGCUUCUGUCCAGCCGCAGCAGCUCUCGCAGGAACCGCAGGGUGAGGAGCACAUUUCUGCUCAGAACCACCACGGCGCCAUCUAA
Cavia porcellus (domestic guinea pig) is the source of this 1133-nucleotide messenger RNA. RefSeq names its product glucocorticoid-induced transcript 1 protein-like. The coding region runs from base 21 to 1133 and encodes 370 amino acids. Lineage: Eukaryota; Metazoa; Chordata; Mammalia; Rodentia; Caviidae. The transcript has a single exon. Gene Ontology annotation, cellular component: cytoplasm. The record is from RefSeq and is a predicted model, not a curated record.